Messenger RNA from Magnolia sinica, 1085 nucleotides. RefSeq lists its product as uncharacterized. The transcript is spliced from 6 exons. The coding region runs from base 280 to 963 and encodes 227 amino acids. Lineage: Eukaryota; Viridiplantae; Streptophyta; Magnoliopsida; Magnoliales; Magnoliaceae. Gene Ontology annotation, cellular component: membrane. The record is from RefSeq and is a predicted model, not a curated record.
AGAGAGAGAGAGAGAGAGAGAGAGAGAGAGAAUCUGCGAGAGAGAUGCCUCUGACCUACCUCACCUAAACGCACUUGAAAGAAUUUAUAGAUACCAAACAACUUUGGUGAUAUCCAUCUGUUUUUUUUAAUUGAAAUUGCUGGUUUUAAGCUUCGAAUUCUAGAAAGUAGUUCUCUUUCUGGGCUUUCCUAAUUUUGUUACUUUUCAAAAUAUGGCUGGCAAUUGAGGUAAACCUCAAAAGGUUUGAAUUUUUCAAAGCAGACAUUGGACAAGAAGUAGAUGGAGGAGUACAUCGUGAAAUGGGUCAUUUUGGGAGUUCUUUGCUGGACCACAACUUUCAUGUUUGUUAGAAGCAUACUCCCGAAGCGCUCUUUUGAUUUUUGCAACCGUACCGUGUCUACGAUCCAUGCAUCAUUGGCUGUUUAUUUAGCUUCUCUUUCUGUAGAAGAUUGGAAGUGUCCUGUUUGUCCUUUGGGUUCCAAAUCUUCUCCUCAGCAGAUGGAGACUUUGGCAGUGACCGUUGCAUAUCUCAUUUAUGAUUUGAUAUGUUGCUUCUUUGAUAACCAUGUUAGUCUAGAUAAUUCAAUUCAUCAUCUGGUCAGCAUUGUCGGUAUUGGUGCGGGCCUUGCAUAUGAAAUGUGUGGGUCAGAGAUGGUUGCGGCGUUGUGGAUAACAGAGAUCUCUAGCCCUUUCCUUCACAUGAGGGAGCUUCUAAAAGAACUUGGUUAUAGGGACACUGACCUUAAUUUGGCAGCUGAUAUUGCAUUUGCAGUCAUAUUCACACUGGCAAGGAUGGUUGGCGGACCGUAUCUCACAUAUGUGACUUUGACAGCCGAUAACCCACUGCUUAUAAAGGCAAUGGCACUGGGAUUGCAGUUGGUGAGCACGUUUUGGUUCUAUAAGAUUGCUAGAAUGGUGAGAUACAAACUGGUUAAGAGGAGGGCACCAAAGAAAGUGACCUAAGCUUACCACUAAAGUAUGUUAAACUUGUUAUGUUGUCUAUUAGCCUAUUCAUUGUAUAGAUUGCAAUAAAAGUUGGACAUGAAAUUUAGAUGGUUAUUGCAACUGGGUUAUGCUAUUCUCCA